AUGGACUUCAUUACAGGGUUGCCGAGGACGGCUAGAGGUUUCACAGUGAUCUGGGUAAUUGUGGAUCGCUUAACAAAGUCUGCGCAUUUCAUACCAGGCAAGGCCACCUUUUCAGUAGAACGGUGGGCGGAGUUGUAUAUGCAAGAGAUAGUUAAACUCCAUGGCAUACCAGCGUCCAUCAUGUCAGAUCGAGACCCCCGCUUCACGUUAACUUUUUGGCGAAGUUUGCACAAAGCACUUGAGACUCAGCUCAAUUCUACUACGGCGUUCCAUCACCAGACCGAUGGCCAGACUGAGCGACUGAAUCAGAUUUUAGAGGAUAUGUUGAGGGCUUGCGUCUGGACUUCGACAGCUCAGAGCAGACAGAAGAGUUACGCUGAUGUUAGGCGAAGAGCAUUGGAGAAUGAUGUGGGCGACCACGUUUUUCUUCGUGUGGCACCGGUAAAGGGAGUUCUACGUUUUGGUAUGAAGGGAAAACUCAGUCCAAGAUUUAUUGGUCCUUUUGAGAUCUUUGAGCGCAUUGGCCCAGUCGCUUACUGGUUGGCCUUGCCACCGUCGUUGAAUGCGGUGCAUAACGUGUUCCACGUGUCCAUGCUGAGGAAGUAUGUCCAUGACCCUUCACACGUCUUGGAUUAUGAACCACUGCAAGUGGACGAAACCUUGUGUUACAAGGAGGUACCCAUUGAGAUCGUAGCAAGAGAGACCAAGGUGCUGCGGAAUCGGGCAAUUGACUUGGUGAAGGUCUUGUGGAGAAAUUACCAAGUGGAGGAAGCCACCUGGGAAAGGGAGGACGAAAUUAGAGCCCGGUACCCUGAAUUAUUUGAACGACGAACUUUCGAGGACGAAAGUUUCUAA
Messenger RNA from Momordica charantia (bitter melon), 855 nucleotides. Lineage: Eukaryota; Viridiplantae; Streptophyta; Magnoliopsida; Cucurbitales; Cucurbitaceae. The record is from RefSeq and is a predicted model, not a curated record.